AGAAGUGCUCGCCCGCUGCUUCCCAUGGCACGGCGGCCCCGUCCCUCUCAGGAAAGCCUGGGACGGACAGCCUCGUAGCACGGGCGGUGCUGUCUGCCUGCUGCGCGGGGCGGGCGGGAGGAGCCGCUAAAGCAAAGUGGGGCAGGACGGAGCUGAACAGUGCCGACGGGGCUGGGAGGCACCUGCGGUGCCGCUGCGCUGCGCUGGAGGCAGGGGAGCGGCGGGCGCGGAGUCGUUGGCACCGCUGUCGGCGCUUGGCAGCAGCUGGAGGAGGCACCGCGGGGCACGGAGCGCUGUGCCGGAGCUGCCCGGCUGCUCGCCAUGCGUGGGGCCGCUCUGCUGCUCCUGGCGCUGGGGCUGCAGCAGGCCGAGGGCCGGUGUGUCUUCAACCGCACGCAGGAGUACUGCCUGUGCUACAGGCUGACCCAGGAGAGCGCCGGGAGCGUCAUCCAGUGCCUCGCCGCCUCCGCCGUGGAGUUCCAGGGGGGGGACCUGGAGAAAUACGCUGACUUCCCCAUCGAGGACCUGGACGACUCCACCAUUGACAUGCUUGGCAGUCUGCAAAUCAGGAAGAUCAUUUUUUCGGACCUUCUGGUUCCUGAGGUCCUCCUGGCCCGCGUCCUGCGGUUCUUCUCCUACACUCAGGUGCAGGAGAUGGUGUUCAAGAGCUGCAGCUUCGUGGGGAGGAGCAGCUGGGCGGACAUGGCGGGCCGGGCCUUGCCCAUCGUGUCACUGCGCUUCCACAACGUGACGGCCGCCGCGCUGGCGGGCCGCGAGCAGGACCUGUCCCCGCUCAGCCGCUGGCUGGGAGCCCUGCAGGAGCUGUCGGUCACCGCCUCACGCCUGGCCGUGCUGCCCUGUGCCGUGGGCCAGGCGCUGCGGGCGCUGCGCUCGCUGGACCUGGCGCGUAACAGCCUGGGGGAUGACAGCCUGGCGCCCGCCUUCUGCCAGGGGGCCUUCACACAGCUGCGGGUGCUGAGCCUGCGGCACAACAACCUGACGUCGUACAGCGGUGUGUGUGGCAGCGUGCGACUGCUGGGCGAGCUGCAGCACCUGGAUCUCAGCCACAACGCGCUCACUGCCGGCACGCCUUCGUCCCCCUGCCAGUGGCCGGCGACCCUCCGCAUCUUUAACUUGUCCAGCGCCGGCUUGGACCACGUGCUCGCACCUCUGCCCCCCGCUCUGGAGGUUCUGGACCUGAGCUCCAACCGCCUCCACGCUGUGGACAUCUCCCUGCGCUCCCUGCAGGCGCUCUUCCUCAGCCGCAACGCGCUGCCGGCCGCGCCGUCCAUCCGGGGCUGCCCCGCGCUGCACACCCUGCACCUGGACAACAACCUGAUCGCGGAGCUGCCGCGGGACGAGGCGCUGCUGCUGGAGCACCUGCAGGAUGUGGCCGUGGCCGGGAACCCCUUCAACUGCACCUGUGGCGGGGCCGGGGCCGUGCAGGCGCUGGCGGCCGUGGGGUGCCUGAGGCAGGGCUGGCCGCAGGGCUACGUGUGCCACGCGCCUGCCCGCUACCAGGGGGUGCUGCUGCGGGACGUGCCCACCUCCGUGCUGCAGUGCAACCCCGCCGCUGUGCUGGCUCCCGUCUGCACGGGCCUGGCGCUGCUCUGCGUGGCCGUGGCGGGCGGGCUGCUGUGGGCGCGGGGGGCACGGCCCCGGUGGUUGUGCGGCCUGGGGCAGCGGGAGGAUGCCUGCAGCGGCGCAGAGCACUUGUAAGGGCUCUCCUGGUGUCCCACGCCACAGUUCACUGUGGAACAGGACUGUACCCAGCGCUGUCCCGCUGUAGUGCUGGCUUUCCCAACACAAAUUUUGGAAAGCCUCUUCGAAGCAUUAAGGUUGGAAAAGACCUCUUGAGAUAGAAUCGUACAGCUUUCAGGAUCAUCGAGUCCAACCAUGACCUAACCAUCCUACCCUAACUAACAGCCCUCCACUAACUCAUGUCCCUGAGCACCACCUCCAGACGGUUGUUAAACACAUCCAGGGAUGGUGACUCAACCACCUCCCUGGGGAUCCCAUCCCAGUGCUUAACAACCCUUUCUGUAUAGAAGCUUUUCCUGAUAUCCAACCUAAACUUACCCUGGCGCAACUUGAGGCCAUUUCCCCUCGUCCUGUCACCUGUCAGCAGUGAGAAGAGACCAACCCCGCUCUGCUGUGAGCACCUUUCAGAUAUUGGAAGAGAGCAAUGAGGUCUCCCCUCAGCCUCCUUUUCCCCAGACUAAACAGCCCCAGUUCCUUCAGUCUCUCCUCAUAGGGCACAUUCUCCAAGCCCUUCCCCAGCCUUGUUGCCCUUCUCUGGACCUGCUCCGGCACCUCCAUGUCCUUUCUGUACUGAGGUGCCCAAAACUGAACACAGCACUCGAGGUGAGGCCUCGCCAAUGCCGAGUACAGGGGCAGGAUGACUUCCCUAGUCCUGCUCACCACACCGUUCCUGUUACAAGCCUGGAUGCCAUUGGCCUUCUUGGCCACCUGGGCACACUGCUGGCUCAUAUUCAUCAGUACCCCAAGGUCCCUUUCCAUCAGGCAGCUUUCCAGCCACUCUUCCCCAAGCCUGUAGGGUUGCCUGGGGUUGUUGUGACCAAAAUGCAGGACCCGACACUUGACCCUGUUGAAACUCAUACAGUUAACCUUGGCCCACCGAUCCCAUCUACCCAGGUCCCUCUAUGGUGCCCUUUUCCCCUAAGGCAGAUCAACAUUCCCUCCCAACUUGGUGCCCUCUGCAAACUUACUGUGUGUGCGCUCAAUCCCCUCAUCAAGAUCGUUAAUAAAGAUGUUAAAUAGAAAUGGCCCCAGUACCGAGCCCUGGGGGACACCACUUGUGACUGGCUGCCAACUGAAUUUAACUCCACUGACCACAACUCUUAGGGCCUGAUCCCUGGCUGACCUUUAAUUGAUCCACGGUGGCGCCUGAGGUUAUCCAUUCCAUAACCUUCCUGGGCACUGAGGUGAGACUGAUAGGUCUGCAGCUACCAGGAUCAUCUUUCCAGCCCUUUCUGAAGAUGGGUGUCACAUCUGCCAGUCUCCAGUUCACUGGGACAACCCCAGUUAGCCAGGACUGCUGAAGGAUGAUGGAGAUUGGCUUGGCAACCACAUCCGCCAGCUCCCUCAGCACUCCAGGUUGAUCUAGGCUAGAUCAUCUAGUCCAACCCCGUCCCAUCUCACCGUGUCCCCCCAGGUGGCACACGUACACAUUUCUGGAACACUUCCAGGGUCGGUGCCUCUACCACCUCCCUGGGCAGCCCAUGCCAAUGCAUUAUCACUCUUUCAGAGAGCACAUGUUUCCUAAUAUCCAGCCUGACCCUCCCCUGGCACAACGAGGCCAUCGCCUCUCAUCCUAUUGCUGUUACCUGGGAGCAGAGGCUGGAACCCCCCUUGUCAUUACCUCCUACCAAGGAGUUGCAGAGAGCGAUGAGGGGAGGGAAGAGGGGGCUGGCUAGGGGUGGGCAGUGCCCGUGCCAUACUCUAUUCUGCUUUCCCAUUAAAAUCUGCUCCUGGG
This is a messenger RNA of Gallus gallus (chicken), 3496 nucleotides long. RefSeq names its product CD14 molecule (gene CD14). NCBI's taxonomy places the organism in Eukaryota, Metazoa, Chordata, Aves, Galliformes, Phasianidae. The transcript is spliced from 2 exons. The record is from RefSeq and is marked validated. Gene Ontology annotation, cellular component: lipopolysaccharide receptor complex; external side of plasma membrane; membrane raft. Bases 322 to 1719 code for a protein of 465 amino acids. Gene Ontology annotation, molecular function: protein binding; lipopolysaccharide binding. Gene Ontology annotation, biological process: inflammatory response; lipopolysaccharide-mediated signaling pathway; positive regulation of non-canonical NF-kappaB signal transduction.